GGGAGCACAGAAACAAGGGAAGGAUGCCUGUGGUGUGGCCAACUCUUCUGGACCUCAGUAGGGAUGAGUGCAAGAGGAUCCUUCGCAAACUGGAAUUGGAGGCCUAUGCAGGUGUCAUCAGUGCCUUACGUGCACAGGGAGACCUUACAAAAGAGAAGAAGGAUCUUCUUGGAGAACUCUCUAAAGUGCUUAGUAUUUCAACAGAGCGACAUCGUGCUGAAGUUCGGAGAGCAGUAAAUGAUGAACGACUAACAACGAUUGCACACAAUAUGUCUGGACCAAACAGCUCUUCUGAGUGGUCCAUCGAAGGUCGUCGGCUGGUGCCGCUGAUGCCACGACUCGUUCCACAAACAGCUUUUACUGUUACCGCGAACGCUGUCGCCAAUGCAGCCGUUCAGCACAACGCGUCUCUUCCAGUUCCUGCAGAGACUGGAAACAAAGAAGUGGUGGUUUGCUAUUCCUACACAAGUACCACUUCAACCCCAACAUCUACCCCUGUUCCAAGUGGCAGUGUAGCAACAGUGAAGUCCCCCAGACCUGCCAGUCCAGCCUCCAAUGUAGUCGUCUUGCCAAGUGGAAGUACUGUUUACGUCAAAAGUGUCAGCUGCUCAGAUGAUGAUGAAAAGCCCCGCAAAAGACGGCGAACAAAUUCUUCUAGUUCUUCCCCUGUUCUCCUGAAAGAAGUCCCGAAGGCAGUGACUCCCAUCACUAAAACUAUCACAGUGCCUGUAAGUGGGAGCCCCAAAAUGAGUAAUAUAAUGCAGAGCAUUGCCAACUCCUUACCACCACACAUGUCGCCUGUGAAAAUAACCUUCACUAAGCCCUCAACACAGACAACAAACACCACAACACAGAAGGUCAUAAUAGUAACCACCUCUCCAAGCUCAACUUUUGUACCCAACAUCCUUUCCAAGUCCCACAACUAUGCAGCAGUUACAAAACUUGUCCCAACAUCAGUCAUUGCUUCAACUACUCAAAAGCAGCCCGUGGUUAUCACUGCUUCCCAGUCCUCCGUGGGCAGCAGCAGCAGCUGCUCCACUCCCUCCUGCACUGCAAAUACUAUUGCUGUGACUGCUGUAGUGUCAUCCACACCAUCAGUGGUUAUGUCAACAGUAGCACAAGGUGUAUCUACAUCAGCAGUUAAAGUUGCCUCUACCAGACUACCUUCCCCAAAAGGUUUGGUUGGGAAUCCAACUCAGAUCUUAGCACAGUUUCCCAAACAGCAUCAGCAGUCUCCCAAACAGCAGCUGCACCAAGUCCAACAGGCCCAACAGCAGCAGCAGCAGCAACCUCAGCAGCAGCAGCAGCAGCUGGUGCCGUGUUCUGUAGCCCAGCAGCAGCCACAGCAGUCUCAGUUGCCAGCUGGCAUCAAGCCCACCAUUCAGAUCAAACAGGAAUCAGGUGUUAAAAUAAUCACUCAACAGGUGCAGCCCAGUAAAAUCCUUCCCAAACCAGUUACAGCGACCUUGCCCAGCAGUAGCAAUUCACCCAUUAUGGUGGUUAGCAGUAAUGGGACUAUCAUGACAACUAAACUGGUCACUACUCCCACUGGAACUCAAGCAACAUAUACACGGCCAACGGUGAGCCCCUCUCUGGGAGCUCGGGUGGCUGGAACUCCAGGGGCUGCUACUUAUGUGAAAACUACAAGUGGUAGCAUCAUUACUGUAGUACCAAAAUCACUGGCUACUUUGGGAGGGAAGAUCAUCAGCAGCAAUAUUGUUUCUGGAACUACAACCAAAAUCACUACAAUUCCAAUGACAUCGAAACCCAAUGUGAUUGUUGUGCAGAAAACUACUGGAAAAGGAACUACAAUUCAAGGGCUUCCAGGCAAAAAUGUUGUCACAACACUGUUGAAUGCUGGGGGGGAGAAAACUAUUCAGGCAGUGCCAGCAGGAGCAAAACCUGCUAUCAUCACUGCCACAAGACCCAUCACAAAAAUGAUUGUUACACAGCCAAAAGGAAUAGGGUCCACGGUCCAGCCAGCCACCAAAAUCAUCCCAACUAAAAUUGUUUAUGGUCAGCAAGGGAAAACACAGGUCCUCAUAAAACCAAAGCCAGUGACAUUUCAAGCAACAGUUGUGAGUGAACAAACCAGACAGCUGGUGACUGAAACGUUACAGCAGGCUUCAAGGGUAGCAGAGACAGGAAACUCAUCUCUCCCAGAAGUGAAAGAAGAACCACAAACCUACACUGACAGUAGCUCUUCUUCUACAGAGUCUUCCCAGAGCUCUCAAGAUUCUCAGCCUGUAGUCCAUGUGAUUGCUUCAAGAAGUCAAGAUUGGUCCGAACAUGAAAUUGCUGUGGACACAAACCCUACAAUAAUUUACCAGGACGUAUCCAGUGAAUCUCAGUCAGCUACUUCCACAAUAAAAGCUUUGCUGGAACUUCAGCAGACAACAGUGAAGGAAAAGUUGGAAUCAAAGCCGAGGCAGCCUACCAUUGACUUGAGCCAAAUGGCUGUUCCAAUUCAGAUGACUCAAGAAAAGAGGCAUUCUCCAGAAAGUCCUUCAAUUGCUGUUGUAGAGUCAGAACUCGUGGCUGAAUAUAUCACAACUGAGCAAACUCCUGAUUCUGGAGAAGUGCCACUGACCUCUUUACUUUCAGUCAGUCAUCGGUCCCAGCCCCACCAGUCAUCUCAGCCCCAGAGGACGCUGCUGCAGCACGUGGCUCAGUCUCAGACAGCAACGCAGACUUCUGUUGUGGUGAAAUCUAUUCCUGCAUCCUCCACUGGCGCCAUUACCCAUAUCAUGCAGCAGGCCUUAAGCAGUCACACUGCGUUUACCAAACACAGUGAACAACUUGGAACUGAGGAAGGAGAAGUGGAAGAGAUGGACACCUUAGAUCCUCAAACUGGCCUGUUUUACAGAUCUGCCCUGACACAACCACAGGCACAAAAGCAGCAAAAACUGAGUCAGCCACAGCUGGAACAGACUCAACUGCAAGUGAAAACUCUGCAGUGUUUCCAGACGAAGCAGAAGCAGACAAUCCACCUGCAGGCUGAUCAAAUCCAGCACAAACUCCCACAAAUGCCCCAACUUUCCAUAAGGCAUCAAAAGCUAACCCCCCUGCAGCAAGAGCAAGCACAGACCAAACCAGAUGCACAGCACCCCCCCCACCAUAUGAUGGCCAAAGAAAGGCAACUCCCUACCUUAGUGGCACAGCCACAGCAAACUGUAGUACAGGUGCUUGCAGUAAAAACCACGCAGCAGCUGCCCAAACUGCAACAGGCACCAACGGCACAAAAAAUCUUCGUGCAACCCCAGCCCCCCCAGAGUCAAAUGCAGCUACCUGCCUCUUCAGAGAAACAGCCAGCAAGCCAGGUGCAACAUCUAACUGUAAUGCAAGGAUCCACUGUUACAGAGAUAACUUUUGAGGGGCACGAGCCUCCUUUUGUUUCAAAGGUAGCAGGUGGCAGCUCUGUGCCCAAACUGGCAUUGCUGGUUACCAGCCUAUUUCCCAUGCAGGCAUCCACGGAGACAUCAGUAGCAGAUAUAUUGAGAGUGUCUAUGGUGGAAGCUCAGAUUGAUGCAAACAUAGAACAUACGAUAGUGGAUCCCCCAAACAAGGCCACGUCCACUAGUAAAGCUGCUAGUGAAGCAGAGUCGUCACCUUGUACCCAGGGCCCGAGGGUGGCUGCAGUAGGGAUGACGGCACCUUCCAUCCCCCAGCAACAGACACAUACAGAAUCCAGCUCAAGCCCUCCUGCUGCUGGUCCUACUUUGUCAGAGAGGAAACUUGAUGCACGAGGAGUACCUACAACAAACCAGUUUAUACACAUUCAGAAUAUAUCACAAAAGAAAGCUGAAGAGAGCUCAUCAGAAAUUGUUGUCCAGACUAUCCCUCACUAUUCCAUCCCUUGUCACUCUAGCUCCAAUGUGGUGGUGGAACCCAGCGGGCUCCUGGAGCUCAACAACUUCACCAGUCAGCGCCUCGAUGAUGAGGAGACAGCAAUGGAGCAAGAUGUGGACAGUAGCACUGAGGAUGGCACUGAGCCCAGCCCCUCUCAAAGUUCUGCUGAACAAUCCUAAGGAAUAGGGACACUGGAGUGCACUUUAAAGUAUCUUGGGAUUUUGAGCAUCCAAGAUGCCCUUCUGUUGUGAUGUCUUAGAGCACUUUGCCUAUUAGAAUUGUUCAUUGGACUCUUGAAGCUUCAGUAUGUUUUAACAAGACAGUAUUGCAAAAGCUGCAUCUUAAAAACUGUUUCGGAAAAAAAAAAAAGAAGAGAUGUAGGUACCAAGAUUUAGUAAACCUGUGACAGUGGAAUGUACUCCUGUUCAGAAAUAAAUCUGCAAUGAAUAGUACACCUUGUGCUAUUGAAGCCCUUGCCCAGAUACUGAAACAGCGUUUAGUGAAAAGGGAUCAUUAUUUUGCUGUGUCUUUUCGGCUGUUGAGCAAAACACUGUAAAAAAAAUAGAAAAUGCUUAAUUAUUUUUUUUUAUUUUCAAAUAGCAUGUGAGAGAAAAAAUGUCUCUGACAGUGCUGGAAAGGCCCCAGGAAUUUUGGAAUUGGUUAGCUUUCUUGCACUUGUGCUCACUUAAUUUUUUGUUUUCCAGAAGCUUAAAGUGUUUUUUAAAAAUUCUUGUUGGUGAAUGUCUGGAAAUAAGCAAAACUGCUAAGUGGAUUUGCUAGUGGAGUUUUAUUUUCAUGCUUUACAAGAAGUAGGGUAAUGGUAGAUGAGGCAUUUCUUUGUGCCAUAAGCAUACAAAUGCUCAUCUACUCUAGUUAACAUUUGAUUAUUUAUUUAAAUAUAAAAUUUAAAGUGAGACAAGUUGUUGAAAAAGUUCCUGUGAAACAGGCAGUUGUAUUAAUUCUAGUACAAACCAGGGAGAAGGAGGUGUAUUUUGCUAUUAAUCAGUUUUUCAAAACUGGGGAUAAAUAGUUCAGCAUCUUUCCAAGUUGAACUUGAGAAUUUAGAAGUGAGCUAAGUGACUUUUAAAAUCUAUAUUUUACUCUUACAUGCUGUUUUUAAAGUUGACAAUUUGGGGAGUUUAAAAGCUUAAAUGGGUGUACAAUGGUAGGUUUCCAAAGUUAGCCUUAUGCCUUGGCUUGUUGAAGCAAUACAUUGGGGUUUUGUGAUAGUUAAAAGUCACAGAGAGCGGUUUGGGUUCAGAUGGGACAAGAGAACCAGUUUUAAUACAUUCUGGUGAUCUAGACAAUACAUUUUUUUUCCAAAAUGUAUAUAAAACCAUGUUUUUAACUGUUUUGUAUAGAUUUCAUUAUAAAUAACUAAGCAUUUUAUGACUUUGACAUAUCAUUUAAUUGUAUAUACAUGUAUAAGCCUAACUGCCCACGUUUUGGUGCUGAAGUACUGUAAGUAGAUUUCAUCUAAAGUCUAAUACAGCUUUUUGCGUCAUUCUUUCCUUUUAAGCUGUUAUUUUACUGUUGAUAUUGUCGUUAAGGUGAAAUUCCAGUUGAAGUAACUCAAACUGAAAAAUACAAAUCCUAAAAACCGUUUAUCUUAUCUGUCCUGAGUAUCCACCUAUGUUACAACUCGCAGCAACCCCUAGAGGGGGCUCUUGGUUUUCUCUAACCUCAGUUGUCUUACAAGGAUCUUCAUAAACUUCUUUUUUCCUUCUGUUUUCUUUUUCCAUCAACGUUAGUUCCAAAAUAAUAUAGUUUAUAAUUGUGGAAAAAUGUCCUGAUAAAUUUG
Messenger RNA from Cinclus cinclus, 5650 nucleotides. RefSeq names its product EMSY transcriptional repressor, BRCA2 interacting (gene EMSY). Gene Ontology annotation, cellular component: nucleoplasm. Gene Ontology annotation, biological process: regulation of DNA-templated transcription. The transcript has 20 exons. The record is from RefSeq and is a predicted model, not a curated record. Lineage: Eukaryota; Metazoa; Chordata; Aves; Passeriformes; Cinclidae. Bases 24 to 4028 code for a protein of 1334 amino acids.